AUGGCCGGCAUGAGAUCGAUUGAAAGCAUGAGCAAGAGCUUGUGGUGGCUUGGUGCAUCUGCGUCAACUGCAGCUUGUGGCACGCACACUAUGAGGUGUCAUGCCAUGUCUGUGGAAGAUGAAGCUGGUAAAGAAUUUAAGGCAAAUCUACAGAGCUUAUUAAAAGAAGAAUGCUUCGUUGAUAAUAAACCUAGAUAUGAUAAGUAUAGUGGUAUACAAGCACUGCAGUUAUUAAGUGACGAAGUAGAGUCAUAUCUUGCAGCAAGCAUGGACAAAAGCAUAGUCAAGUCUAGGGUUAUAAUGAUAACAUGCCAUCAACUUGCAGAGCUUUAUCAAAAUUUUGAAAAACAGGAAGAGAAGGCAUUCCAUCAGUUUAAAAAAACAUGCCUUGAAAUGUGUUACAUGCCAAGCUGUUUUGCAUUGGGAAUGUAUUACAUGCAGAAAAGAGAAUUCACUGGUGGUAAAGAUCCUGAUAAAGCUCUCAAGUACUUCUUAAUGGCGUGUGAAGCUAAUAUUUCUGGUGCGUGUAAUAAUGCUGGACUCAUAUUGCAACAUGGUACAGAAAAAAGUCCAAAAGAUGUGAAAAGAGCGGAAGCAUUAUUUGAGAAAGCUUGUAAAGACGACUUUGCAAACGGAUGUUUUAACCAAAGUAUUCUGUAUCUAACUGGUAGAGAGAAGGAAAUUCCUCGCGAUAUGGAAAAAGCGGUAGAAUUAGGUGUCAAAAGUUGCAAUCUUGGUCAUUUAUGGGGAUGCAUGAAUGCUAGUAAAGCAUACAAAACAGGAGACGGGAUAGAAGCUGAUCAAGAAAAAGCUAAAAAGUUUAGCGAUAUCGCUUUAGAGUUGAUGGGAACCAAGAAGUGA
Messenger RNA from Trichoplax adhaerens, 861 nucleotides. RefSeq lists its product as uncharacterized. NCBI's taxonomy places the organism in Eukaryota, Metazoa, Placozoa, Uniplacotomia, Trichoplacea, Trichoplacidae. Gene Ontology annotation, molecular function: protein binding. The transcript is spliced from 5 exons. Gene Ontology annotation, cellular component: mitochondrial intermembrane space. Bases 1 to 861 code for a protein of 286 amino acids. The record is from RefSeq and is a predicted model, not a curated record.